GUUGUGGCUUCCACAUCAAAGAGAUAUAUAUUCCCUUUUCUUUCUUCGAAUUCCACACUCAUAUAUAUAAUACUAGCAAGUUACAAGCGCAACCCAAUUUACUACAUUUCUCCCAUUCCUUAUUCCAUUCCUCUCUUUCUCCUCCAUUUCCCUUUUAUUUUCAGUCUGGUUUCUAGCGCAGAUCAUGGACCGAUGUCGUCGAAAACGACCCAAAACCGCCACUUCUGAGUCUGACGAGGUUAUUAGCAAUGAAUGGGAAUUCAUAAACAUGACUGAACAAGAAGAAGAUCUCCUCUAUAGAAUGUAUAGGCUCGUUGGGCCCAGGUGGGAUUUAAUAGCCGGUCGGAUUCCAGGUCGAAAACCAGAAGAAUUAGAGAGAUAUUGGAUCAUGAGACAUUGUGAUACGUUUGCUGACAAAAGAAAUCAGCAAACGAAAGACAACUCUAAAAAAUGUUGGUCGUCGAAUGUUUAAUGGCUUCAAGUAGUUGUCUUCGUCUUGGAUGGUUAUUGUGGCUUGGCUUCUGUCUGUUUCUUGUGCAGUAGUUUAGUUCUUGCAAUUAUCUGUCUCUGUCUCUUUCUCUGUUCAGGUAAACUCUGAAAGUAAAUUCUUUCCCUAGAAUCAGGAUCCCCUCCUGAGCCAGGGCUGUAAGAAAUGACGAAAGAAAAAGAAAAUGCAUGGCAAGGUGAAUUUCUUGAUGAA
Molecule: messenger RNA, 700 nt
Organism: Prunus persica (peach)
Lineage: Eukaryota; Viridiplantae; Streptophyta; Magnoliopsida; Rosales; Rosaceae
Product: transcription factor TRY
Exons: 3
Coding region: 185-472 (95 amino acids)
Biological process (GO): cell differentiation
Cellular component (GO): nucleus
Molecular function (GO): transcription cis-regulatory region binding
Source: RefSeq, a predicted model, not a curated record